This is a messenger RNA of Apaloderma vittatum (bar-tailed trogon), 918 nucleotides long. RefSeq names its product boule-like RNA-binding protein (gene BOLL). The transcript is spliced from 10 exons. Gene Ontology annotation, molecular function: RNA binding. Lineage: Eukaryota; Metazoa; Chordata; Aves; Trogoniformes; Trogonidae. The annotation marks the transcript as partial. The record is from RefSeq and is a predicted model, not a curated record.
ACCACAAAUCAGACGCCAACAGAAUCUUUAUCUCCAUGUUCCAACACUGUGUCACCAGUGUCAUUAAGAAAUCUGAUCAGUCCUCCAGCGUUUGGAACAGUUACUCCAAAUCGUAUCUUUGUAGGAGGAAUUGAUUUUAAGACUAAUGAAAAUGAGCUGAGGAAGUUUUUUACUCAGUAUGGCAGUGUGACAGAAGUGAAGAUAGUAAACGACAGAGCUGGAGUAUCAAAGGGGUAUGGCUUCAUUACUUUUGAAACCCAAGAAGAUGCACAGAAGAUUUUACAAGAGGCUACAAAACUUAAUUAUAAGGAUAAGAAAUUGAAUAUUGGUCCAGCAGUAAGAAAAAAACAACUACGGAGUCCACGUUCUCCUGUAAUACCAGAAGCCGGUGCAAUGUACUUAACUACUUCAAGUGGAUGUCCUUAUGUUUACCAUAAUGGAGUGGCUUAUUUUCAUAUGCCUGAAGUUGCUUCUGUUGCACAGCCAUGGCCACUGCGCUCUGUUUCCAGUUCACCUGUGAUGGUACCUCAGCCAGUGUAUCAGUCUCCGACAUUCCAUUAUCAGGCACCAACACAGUGUCUUCAAAGUCCAUUGCAGUGGUCUGUUCCACAGUCUCCUGCCUCUUCACCUUCGGUCUUGUAUCUGCAACCGUCGGAAGUUGUCUAUCAGCCAGUCGGGAUUCCCCCGGAAAGUGGAUGUAUACCUCCACCUCUGCUAGUGGAAGCUGCACUUCCUGAGCUGUAUUCUGAUCAUGUAGUUCAAACCCCACCUCACCAGCCUUACCCCCAGAGUGCCAUAGCCAUGCCUGCCCCUUUCUUCUUCCCCCUGCCGCCCCCCCUCAGCCAGUCAGUCCAGGAGGACAAACAAAGCACUAUUGGUGUCCUCUGCUCGGGAGCACUGAGAGGGGGCUGGCUGUAA